UGAAUAAGCGGGAACAAAAUAGCUUCACUCAUUUUUAACUUAUUUAACCCGAAAUUACCCAAAAAUUAAUUGUUUCAACUGUUCAACUACAUUCCCUUACAAUUAAUUCAACGAAAUAAGUAUCUGGAUACUGAAAAUAAGGCGUAAAAAUAAUUAAAACUCUGAAAUUGUGAAACGUCGUGUUCUUUGUUUACGUUUUGGUCCCAAAAACACGCCGUAAAAAUGGAUUUCCUCGAAUACUCUUCGAUAAAUGCUGAAUCCAAGGGCUCAAUGAGCUCGGGUCGCAUCAAAAUGACCGACCAAAACAUCGUCUUCAAGCACGACAAGACCGGGAAAGUCGAGCAACUCAAUGCCGGCGACAUUGAACUCGUGAAUUACAUGAAGACUGUCGGUUCGUAUGGCAUCCGGGUGUUUAUGAAGAACGGAGCGUUGCAUCGUUUCUUCGGUUUCAAAGACGACGAGCAAAAAAUCGCGGAUUUCUUCAAGAAAAACUACAAGCUUGACAUGCUUGAGAAGGAAUUAUCGUAUCGCGGAUGGAAUUGGGGCACGGCGGCGUUCAAUGGAUCUGUCUUGAGUUUCAACAUUGAGAAGAAAACGGCUUUUGAGAUCCCCCUGAGCAACGUUUCGCAAUGUCAGACGGGCAAAAAUGAGGUUACUUUGGAAUUUCAUCAAAACGACGAUGCCCCGGUUGGAUUAAUGGAGAUGCGUUUCCACAUUCCGACGUCGGAAACAGCAGAAUCUGAUCCUGUGGAAGGUUUUUACAACAACGUUAUGGAUCAAGCGUCGGUUAUUUCGGUUUCGGGCGAUGCUAUUGCCAUUUUCCGGGAGAUUCAUUGUCUUACGCCACGUGGUCGUUACGAUAUCAAAGUAUUCCAGUCAUUUUUCCAGUUGCACGGAAAGACAUUCGAUUACAAAAUCCCCAUUUCAACCGUUCUUCGUCUCUUUUUGCUCCCGCACAAGGAUAAUCGACAAAUGUUUUUCGUCAUUUCGCUUGAUCCGCCAAUCAAACAAGGUCAAACUCGUUAUCAUUUCCUUGUUUUGCUGUUCAACAUGGAAGAUGAGACCAGCAUCGAGUUACCAUUCACGGAGGAAGAGUUGAAGGACAAGUACGAGAAUAAGCUCGAAAAGGAGUUAAGUGGUCCCGUUUACGAAGUUUUGGGAAAAAUCAUGAAAGUUAUCGUCAAUCGGAAACUCACAGGGCCCGGAAACUUCAUUGGGCAUUCAGGCACGCCCGCAGUUGGUUGCUCAUACAAAGCAGCUGCCGGCUAUUUGUAUCCCUUGGAACGUGGCUUCAUCUACGUGCACAAACCUCCGAUUCACAUCCGUUUCGAGGAAAUUGCUUCGGUGAAUUUCGCUCGUAGCGGCGGCUCAACACGCAGUUUCGACUUCGAAAUCGAGCUAAAAUCCGGAAAUGUUUACACUUUUAGCAGUAUUGAGAAGGAAGAAUACGGAAAACUUUAUGAUUUCAUCUCGUCGAAGAAGUUGGCGAUCAAAAACACCGGCAAAAACGACAAACAAUCGUAUCGCGACGACUUUGGCGACAGCGAUGCCGAAAACGAGCACGACGCCUACUUGGAAAAGGUCAAAGCUGAAGCGAAAGAUCGUGAUAGCGAUGAUGGCAGUGACGAUGAUGAGUCCACAGAUGAAGAUUUCAACCCCAACGAGGCAGAAAGUGACGUUGCUGAAGAAUACGACAGCAAUGCGCAAUCCAGCAGUUCCGAUUCUGAAGGGGGCGGUGCCUCGGAUGACAGCGAAAAGCGUCGCAAGAAGGAAAAGAAGCAGGAACGCAAGGAAAAGGAGAAGAAACGCAAGGAAAAAUCCGAAAAGAGCAGUUCGAAACCGAAAAAAUCGAAAAAUAAAGACAGCGAUGCCCCGAAACGCCCGACAACGGCAUUCAUGUUGUGGCUGAACGAGUCGCGCGAACAAAUUAAGAAGGAAAAUCCGGGAAUUUCGGUUACGGAAAUCGCCAAGAAGGGCGGCGAGAUGUGGAAAGAGCUGAAAGACAAGUCGAAAUGGGAAGGAAAAGCGGCGAAAGCAAAGGAAGAGUACAACGAAGCGAUGAAGGAGUACAAAGCAAAGGGCGGCGGUUCGAGCAAGGGUGAAGGAGGAGGUGAAAAACGCAAGAAGGAACAUAAGACACCGACGAAAUCUCCCGGAGGCUCUGGAUUUAAGAGCAAAGAGUACAUUUCGGAUGAUGACAGCAGCGACGAGAGUGAAAAGGAGUCGAAAAAGAAGAAGGCGAAGAAAGACAAGUCUGAGGAUGAGUCUGAGUCUGGCGACGAUAGCGAAUAGAUUAUUCACUCGUUCAUUUAAUUUUUUUUAUUUAAUAAGUUUCCGUUACAGUUAAACGAAAUAAAUGUCUUAAAAUCAU
Messenger RNA from Culicoides brevitarsis, 2371 nucleotides. It is a transcript of the gene Ssrp, whose product is annotated as FACT complex subunit Ssrp1. The transcript has 3 exons. Gene Ontology annotation, molecular function: histone binding; nucleosome binding; DNA binding. NCBI's taxonomy places the organism in Eukaryota, Metazoa, Arthropoda, Insecta, Diptera, Ceratopogonidae. The coding region runs from base 223 to 2292 and encodes 689 amino acids. Gene Ontology annotation, cellular component: nucleus; FACT complex. The record is from RefSeq and is a predicted model, not a curated record. Gene Ontology annotation, biological process: regulation of chromatin organization.